GGCAACGGACUCUAUUUAUUCUUUUAAAGUUACAUUUAGGAAUCCCCUUUGAAUUGGGGAAAGGAUUAUAUUAUCAAACCAAACAUUCUUAAAUUGUCGAAAAGAUUGUACUUAAAUAAAUGUGCCAUGCAACAUUACAGUAUGUUCUAAUCUACAGGCUUUCAGGGAACUCGCUGUGAAAGUGAAGGAAGAUUGAGGUUUAGUGAAUUUGAAAGGAGUCGUGACAGAGAGCAAGGCAAGGUGUGGCGAUACAGGAAUGGCAGCAAACACUUCUCGUCUGGAAGAAGAGCUUUCUUGCGUUGUGUGCUGUGAGAUUCUCAAGGAUCCUGUAACUCUUCGUUGUAACCACAGCUUCUGUAAAGCAUGUCUGGAUCAGUGCUGGCAAGAGAAGAGAGCUCGGGAGUGUCCAGUGUGCAGGAGGAGGGCUUCACCAGGGGAGCUUCCUGUGGAUUUCAAGCUCAGGAAUAUUGUGGAGUCCUUCUUAAAAGAACAGAGUCACAAACCCCCAGCACCUCCUGGAAUACUCUGCAGUCUGCAUGAGGAAAAACUGAAGGUAUUCUGUUUGGAUGAUAAGGAGGCUAUCUGUCUUGUUUGUCAAAUAUCAAAGAAACAUGAAAAUCACAAGUGCCGCCCAGUGGAGGAGGCAGCACAGGAUUAUAAGGGAGAGCUCAAGACUGCGCUGAAGCCCUUGCAGGACAAGCUGAAAACCUUUAAUAAAGUUAAAGAAGAAUGUGAUGAAACAGCAGAGCACAUCAAGAAACAAGCCCAGCAAACAGAGAGGCAGAUAAAAGAGGAGUUUGAGAAACUUCACCAUUUUCUACGAGAUGAAGAAAAGGCCAGGAUAGCUGCGCUGAGGAGGGAAGAGGAACGAAAGGGAAGAAUCAUGAAAGAGAAGAUUGAAAAACUUACAAGAGAAAUCUUAUCCCUUUCAGACACAAUCCGAGUGAUAGAACAGGAGCUGGAAGCUGAAGACAUCUUCUUCCUGCAGAAGUACAAAGACACACAGAGCAGAGCAGAGUGCACCCUGCAGGAUCCACAGUGUGUUUCAGGAGCGCUGGUAGAUGUAGCCAAGCACCUGGGCUCUCUGAAGUACAAAGUAUGGGAGAAGAUGCUGUGGAUUGUUCAAUACACUCCGGUGACUCUGGAUCCCAACACAGCACACCCUGCUCUGAUACUGUCUAAGGAUCUAGCAAGUGUGAGAAACAGCAGUGAUAGACAGCAGCUUCCUCACAACCCAGAGCGGUUUGAUCGCUGUGUUAGUAUGCUGGGCUCUGAGGGAUUCACCUCAAGGAAACACUGCUGGGACGUGGAAGUGGGGAACAAACCUGACUGGGAUCUGGGUGUGACAAGAGAGUCCAGCCAGAGGAAAGGGAUCUUCACUCUGAACCCAGGAGCAGGAUACUGGGUUAUAACCCUGAGGGGUGGGGAUCAGUACUGGGCAUGGAGCUCACCAGUGACACGAUUCACUCUGCAGAAGAAACCCUGGAAGAUCAGAGUUCAGCUGGAUUGUGACGGGGGGGAGGUGGCAUUCUUUGACUCCAGUGAUAUGAGACCCAUCUACACUUUUAAACACAGAUUUACUGAGAGAAUAUUUCCAUAUUUCUGGUCUGGCUUUCCUAACUCUGCCCCUCUCAGAGUGUGCCCUGUGAAGACAGUUAUAAAAGUGGACUAGGCCAAUGUGUUCAGGAUGAGCCAUAGGGGAUUAAUAAUAAUAAUAAUAAUAAUAAUAAUAAUAAUAAUAAUAAUAAUAAUAAUAAUAAUAACAGUCCUGUGGCUCUGCUGCUCACUGAUAGGGGGGUGAGGUGUGGUAGUGUGACAAAGUGCCCUCCCCUGUGUAUAUUAACUGUUAUGUUGCGUGUGGUGUGUUAAUUUUGG
Polyodon spathula (Mississippi paddlefish) is the source of this 1875-nucleotide messenger RNA. Its product is annotated as E3 ubiquitin-protein ligase TRIM35-like. The transcript is spliced from 6 exons. The record is from RefSeq and is a predicted model, not a curated record. Gene Ontology annotation, molecular function: zinc ion binding; protein binding. Lineage: Eukaryota; Metazoa; Chordata; Actinopteri; Acipenseriformes; Polyodontidae. Bases 257 to 1672 code for a protein of 471 amino acids.